Messenger RNA from Sceloporus undulatus (fence lizard), 3697 nucleotides. It is a transcript of the gene ERGIC1, whose product is annotated as endoplasmic reticulum-golgi intermediate compartment 1. Bases 1 to 1074 code for a protein of 357 amino acids. Gene Ontology annotation, biological process: retrograde vesicle-mediated transport, Golgi to endoplasmic reticulum; endoplasmic reticulum to Golgi vesicle-mediated transport. The transcript has 11 exons. Gene Ontology annotation, cellular component: Golgi membrane; endoplasmic reticulum; COPII-coated ER to Golgi transport vesicle. NCBI's taxonomy places the organism in Eukaryota, Metazoa, Chordata, Lepidosauria, Squamata, Phrynosomatidae. The record is from RefSeq and is a predicted model, not a curated record.
AUGGGUCGGCAACCUCCGGUCCGUGGGCCGGAUGCGGCCCGCGAAGGCCUGGCCACCGGCCCCCGGCUGCCCCCGGCUGCCCCUGCCGCCGCCGCCGCCGCCCGUCGCAACUUUUCGCUGCUCCCCCUCCACCUUUGUAAGCUGGUGAACUGUGGGCUGGACACAUGCAAGGGUAGCUGUGUUGGCUAUUUAACAAAUCCAAUGGAAAGUGCAAAUAUUAGGUUUGACAUCUACAGGAAGGUGCCAAAAGACCUUACGCAGCCAACUUUUACAGGAGCAAUUAUUUCUGUUUGCUGCUGCUUCUUCAUACUGUUUCUCUUCCUGUCUGAGCUUACUGGAUUCAUUGCCACUGAAGUUGUUAACGAGCUCUACGUUGACGAUCCAGACAAAGACAGUGGUGGCAAAAUAGAAGUAAAUCUGAACAUCAGCUUGCCAAACCUGCACUGUGAAUUGAUUGGUUUGGAUAUUCAAGAUGAAAUGGGAAGACAUGAAGUUGGCCACAUUGACAACUCAAUGAAAAUUCCCUUGAAUAAUGGGGAUGGAUGUAGGUUUGAAGGCCACUUCAGCAUUAAUAAGGUUCCAGGCAACUUUCAUGUUUCAACACACAGUGCCACUGCACAACCUCAGAAUCCUGACAUGACACAUGUCAUCCACAAACUCUCCUUUGGUGACAAGUUACAGGUCCAGAACAUUCAUGGUGCUUUCAAUGCACUAGAGGGAGCAGACAAGCUCAGCUCAAACCCUCUUGCAUCCCACGAUUAUAUACUGAAGAUUGUCCCCACGGUGUAUGAAGACAUGAGUGGUAAACAACGGUACUCAUACCAAUAUACUGUAGCUAAUAAGGAGUAUGUAGCGUACAGCCAUACAGGGCGCAUCAUUCCAGCAAUCUGGUUUCGCUAUGAUCUGAGUCCCAUCACAGUGAAAUACACAGAAAGGCGACAGCCCUUGUACAGAUUUAUCACAACAAUUUGUGCCAUCAUCGGAGGGACUUUCACUGUUGCUGGGAUUCUUGACUCCUGCAUUUUCACUGCUUCUGAAGCCUGGAAGAAGAUCCAACUUGGGAAGAUGCAGUAGGCAGAAGGCAACUCUCAACCAGCUUCUGUGGGAAGAAGCGAAGAAUGAGAAGCCCACUGCUAUCUGUUUUUUUCCUCAUUUGAAUGGGUUUAGUUGAUACAUUGUCACUUUGAGUUAGAUCUUUGAUAGCUUUUUAAAGCUGUAAACAAAACAAAACACCCCCAUUAUCAAUCCAAUCCAACCGAAGUCUUUGGAGGUUCACUUCAUUAACAAAGUGUUUUUAAAAAGAGAGAAAGACAACCAUGUUAGUCUAAAAGGGAGGAGGGAAGGGGGAGAGAGGAACUGUUGUGGCAUUUGUAAGGAGAAAACAGUAAGAAGAUAAGCUCCACAGUUCGCUGAGGGUCAACUCUGUUUGUUUUAAAAAGCCCAAUAUGUUUCAUCCUCAAACAAAAUGCCUACUGUAGGGAUCUUUAGCAGAAAUCACUGGAGUUGAGAACACUCCAAAACAUAGGAUCGUUUAUCAUAUAUAUUCAAUGAUCUCUGCUAAAAUGAUUUUUGCUGAAGGCCUCUAAAGAAGGCCUUUUCUCAUUGAGACCGAAACAUGUUGAGCUUUUUUAAACAAAUAAACAGUUGACUAUCUCAGAGCACAUGGAGCUUAACUCUUUACUGCUUUCUGCUUUUAACAUGCUUUUUAGUAUUCUCUUCACUACUAUGACAUUUCUAAGGCUAACAUAUUUGAGUCCUGUACUGGUGGAAAAGUGAGAUAUAAAUUAAAUAAAGAAAUAUUUAACGUUAGCUUUUGUGGAUUACAAUCCACUUAUUCAGAUGCAUUCAUGGAGUGCUAUUGUAUGCAAAGUACUCCAACAGUGCACCUGAGGAUUGUAAUCCAUGAAAACUUGUGCUAAAAUAAAUUUGUUAGUCUUCCAAGUACCUCGACACACUCCACCUCUUCCAUGUCUUUUGAACACGGGAAUGUAAUUCUCUCUGUUCUACUCUCUGAAAAUGAUUUUUGAUGUUAGUCACCUCUCUUUCUUAAAACCAAAUUGUAUGGAUGUGGCUAGUAAAAACUAUUUUUAAAAAACUCACAGGUACUGAAGCCAUGGCAAAAAAGUUGUGGCUAAUUAUGCAAAUCAGAUUUUCUUGGCACAUUCUCUAAUUGAAGAGCCACAUUGUCUUAAAUUAUAUUUAAAAAAGCAAACUACCGUAGUAUGAAUUCAGAAAAAGAGUAGAUAAAAUGAUCUGUUCUGAAGGAUUUGUUCUCAAGGGAAAUACAAAUGCAUUGUGGGGACUGACAUACAAAUAUUUGGGUGAGGGUGCCUGAAAAGCUCCCCUUUGGAUAGACAUUCUCACAGAGUGAUACUGUUAAAUCGAUUAAAUGUUAACAGUAUCUGAUUCCCCUGAAAAAUGAGAGAAUGGUUGAUUUCUUUGAGACUUUGGAAUAUUAAAAUAUUUUUAUUUCAGCAACUGACUGUCCAGUCUGAGUGUUUAUAGACAGCAUAAAGUAACAGAAAGCACGAACAUAAUAAAUCAGAAUAUUAUAGGUUGCAUUUGUAUAAAAGAGGGAGUAUGUAUCUUUCCAUGUAGAAUCUUUGAUUUGAAGAACGGAAGGAGAAAGUACUCAGCCAGAAUUCAAGUAACCUGGACAGGAAAGACAUGUGUAAUACACAGAUGCAGAACAGAUAGGAUGUAGCCUUCAAAUAUUUGCACACCACCAUCAAUGUCUUGCUUAUCUCUUAAAAUUAUUGUACAUUGCAAACAUUUACCACACUGACAGCCAUGAAGGCAAGGGCAUAUUAUUUACUGAUGCCUAAGAGACUGACACAAUGCUGUGAGGAACAGGACAAAGUUGCUGCACAGAGUUUUUGCUGCUCGUAUACAUAUUUCAGUCUCAAGAAUAAAAAUAAUAGAUUGUUCAAGCUCUCAAGGAAUAGUGGGAAGGCAGAAAAAAUGCAAGGUAUAAUUGUUUUUAAAUACACUGUUGAUACUGGUUCAUAGGAAACUAGAACAGGAUCCAUCAGUUAAUUUUCAUGGACUUCAAAUAGCCCUUUGUUAUAUGAACCAAACGGUAAUAUUGCAUGCUCUGUAUGUUUUAUAUUACCUAGGACUGCAUACACAUCUGCUGUGUGUUUUUCAGGUUUUGCUGCACUUCUUAAAACAAACAUUAAGAAUGUCCAUCUUAGUUUGGGAAAAAGCAGUAUUCUGUAGUUUGAACAAUGUGUGGUCCUAUAAGGGUUGCCUUUUAAAAAAAACAAACGUAUCAGAUCAAUAUACUGUGACUAAGUGACUUUGGCCCAGAAGUAUUUCAAAGUAAAAUUCUGUGUAUGUUUAUUUGGAAGUAAAUCCCACUAAAUUCAGUGGGGCUUACUUAAGCAAAGAAAUACAGAUUGCAGCCUCAAUCUGCCCAGCAUGUCCGUUAAAAAUUUCACUAUGUUUUGGUGUAGGGAAGAUAGUUACUUUUUGUGUAUUAAAGUUAGUAUGGAUUUUUUUCUCCAUCCCUUUCUUUCCUGAUUUUUCUCAGUUCUUUUAUAGUGAUAUCUGUACCUCUAGAUUUCCCCCCUAUUUUUCUUAUGAAAUGAAUCGUUACCCUGGUGUAAAACUGGAUCUUACAACUCCCUGUAUCUUGUUUAAUAUUUGGAUGGAUUUUAUACAUUUUUCAUUUGCAAAAAUCAAGUUGAAAAUGAUA